AUGAUACUCUCGAGCCUGGCUUGGUCUACAGUGCUGUGCGUGGAGCUGUCUCUCAGAUGGGAUGUGUCGCAGCCUUCGCAAAGAAAUCUCGUCUUCUUGCUCAUCUUCGUGAACUCGAGCACAUCAAUCAUACUCCCGACUAUGUUGACUAUGCAGUUCAAGGCGUGGCUAGAAGUGGUGCGGUUGGUGUUCCUGCUCUCGUUACAAAUUGGCUUUGCUGCGCUUUUCACGGUUUGGAGCCCGACCUUUUCAUGUCUUGAUGGAACCUCUGAUUGUCGGAGUAUCAACACUUUUAUACUGGCUGGCAGCUGGGUCAACCCAAGCAUACUUAUCUGUUACUCCGUGCUCCUCGUCGCCUUGAGAUGCUGGGUUCGCCUACAUCCUGAAGCAGCGAUAUAUUCCGAAAAGCGGCAAUCCGAGUUACCGAUGAUGUCGCCACCUGAUGAAAGCCAGACUCAGGUCAAGGUGCCAUCAGGCUUGUUCGAAGCCUUGGCACCUGCUAUGGCUCCGCUGUCUGUGCAGCCGGCUACAGGUUCCUUUAAACGCGGAUCAUCACCACCUGAUAGCGGCGCACCUCGCCGAUCCUCUGGAAGGUUAUCGAAACGGCUCCCAAGCUGGUUCUAG
Postia placenta MAD-698-R-SB12 is the source of this 624-nucleotide messenger RNA. RefSeq lists its product as hypothetical. The transcript is spliced from 6 exons. The record is from RefSeq and is a predicted model, not a curated record. Bases 1 to 624 code for a protein of 207 amino acids. NCBI's taxonomy places the organism in Eukaryota, Fungi, Basidiomycota, Agaricomycetes, Polyporales, Adustoporiaceae.